Nothoprocta perdicaria is the source of this 1955-nucleotide messenger RNA. RefSeq names its product ST6 N-acetylgalactosaminide alpha-2,6-sialyltransferase 1 (gene ST6GALNAC1). The transcript has 10 exons. The record is from RefSeq and is a predicted model, not a curated record. Bases 132 to 1592 code for a protein of 486 amino acids. Gene Ontology annotation, molecular function: alpha-N-acetylgalactosaminide alpha-2,6-sialyltransferase activity. Lineage: Eukaryota; Metazoa; Chordata; Aves; Tinamiformes; Tinamidae.
UCCAGAGCCAGGUCAACUUCUUCCAGCCUGCCCCAAACGCUGUACAAGUGGACACCCCCAAGAAAAAGGUUUUGGGCCAUUCUGCUGCUGGGAACUUGAUAUUUUCAAAGGUGGCCUUGGGAAAAGAUGCCAUGAGAUUUGAACCRGAUAUGGCUAAGGAUGCACCAAGCCGGGAAGCAAAAGAAGAGCAGAAGACAAUGAAACUAGUCCCUGGGGAGAUAGAGGGAGCCAAGAAAGAGAUGCUUGCAAAACCAGCCCCUCGGGUGGARGAAACUAAGAAGACAAUAGCAAGACCAGCCUCUGGAGUGGAGGGGGGCCAAGAGCAGAAGAUGGUGAGACCAGCCUCUAAAGCAGAAGCAGGCAAGAACGAGUCAAUGUCAAGACCAGGCUCUGGAGUGGAGGGAGMUAAGGAGAAGAUGAGUGUGAGACCAGUCUCUGAAGUAGAAGGGGGCAAGGAGAACAGUGCAUCCAAAGAAAAAGCAAAGCCAAAAGAGCCUCUUGCUUCAACAAAAGCCAGUGGCUUAAGACCUACGACUCGGGCUGCUGCAGUGACAGAAAAGAAAAGACUGAAAGCUGCUGAUUUCAAAUCUGAGCCACAAUGGGAUUUUGAGGACCAAUAUGUUCUGGACAGCUCAUCGCCAUCAUCGACCUGCUCUGACUCGGUGAGGGCCAAAGUUGCCAAAUCUGCCUGGCUGCGAGAUCUUUUCCUGCCCAACAUCACGAUUUUCACAGAUAGGAGAUACUUCAGUGAUAGCGAGUGGAACCGCCUGGAGCAUUUUGCACCCCCAUAUGGCUUCAUGGAGCUGAAUUACUCCUUGGUGAAGGAGGUCAUGUCCUUGCUGCCUCCAAACCCUCACCAGCAGCUUCUCCUGGCCAACCGCAGCAGCAAUCUGCCAAGCUGUAUCAGCUGCGCCGUUGUGGGGAAUGGAGGAAUUCUGAAUAACUCCGGCAUGGGCCAGGAGAUUGACUCCCAUGACUAUGUCUUCCGGGUGAGCGGGGCCGUAAUCAAGGGUUACGAAAAAGAUGUCGGAACAAAAACCUCAUUUUAUGGAUUCACAGCGUACUCCCUGGUGUCCUCUCUCCUGGUCUUGAAUCAUAGGGGGUUCAGCAAGAUUCCUAGGGGAAAACAUGUCAGAUACAUUCACUUCCUGGAGGGUGCUAGAGACUACGAGUGGCUGAAGGCUCUUCUGGUCAACGGAGAAACCAAGAAAGGAGUCCUGAAUCACUACGGGCAAAGGCCCCGAGAGAGAUUUGAUGAAGAUUUCAAGCUGGACAAAUACCUGGUGAUUCACCCUGAUUUUCUCAGAUAUAUGAAAAACAGGUUUUUGAAAUCCCAAAAUCUGAAAAAGUCCUACUGGCGGCUCUACAGACCCACAACGGGGGCCUUCCUGCUGCUUACUGCCCUUCAUCUCUGUGACAAGGUGAGUGCCUAUGGCUACAUCACAGAGGGUCACCAGAAAUAUUCAGAUCACUAUUAUGAUAAGGAUUGGAAACGUCUGAUCUUCUACAUCAACCAUGACUUCAACCUGGAAAAGGAAGUGUGGAAAAAGCUCCACGAUGAGAAUAUCAUGAAACUCUACCAGAGAUCCUGAUUGUGUCUCAAGUGCCAUUGCUUGGGAUAUCUCAGCAACACUUCAGGGGAAAAGGAGGAGUAUUUCUAGAGCUAGGCUUAGCUCUGGACUACAAGGUACAUUUUCAUCUGUACAAAGAUGCUUUGGAUACCUGCUUUGUGAUAUUUCCACAAUAAUGGAAGUGCYGCUGGUCAGGAAAAGAACAGCCAACAAAUGCAGCAGGUCAGCAAAGACGUCCCCAUCUGACUCUGUUUUAAGACCCAUUGUGGAUGCUUGUAGGCUCUGGUUUUGGAAUGGAGGAAUUCAGAAUGGAUCUGAGUAGCAGUUGGUCCAGUCUCCUGCAUCUUCAUCCAAGUUUACCCUCUUUGCAACAAGGUGCUCCUC